This is a messenger RNA of Rotaria sp. Silwood2, 1560 nucleotides long. The record is from the annotation of a GenBank genome assembly. Lineage: Eukaryota; Metazoa; Rotifera; Eurotatoria; Philodinida; Philodinidae.
AUGAAUUCUAAUGUUAAUAGUGAUAAAAGUUUAUCUGUAUCUGAACAAAAUAAAGAUGAUUCAUUACCAGCACUUCAAAUUAAUCCUUUAACAUUAUUAAAUUCAAUAUCACCAUUUAAACCUAUUGAUGAUAGUCAAGAAAAUAUACUUGAAUCAACAUGUAUUAAUAGAUCAUCAUCUCAAACAAAUGAUGUUAGUACAUCAUUAUCAGAUAAGUUUGAUCAAAUAAAUAUUAAAAAGCCAUCAUCAAUUACUCAUAUGGAUGAACAUUCUAUUGCUGCUUGGGUUAAAUCAGCAACAGCAGAAUCGAUAACAUCACCUAUUGAAAGAUCACCAUCACUUCCAUUAACAAUAAUUGAACAAAUAACAACAUCAAGUCGUCGAACAUCAACUGUAUCAACUUUAUGUGAUCAACAACAACAACAACAACAACAACAACAAUCAGCUCAUUCCGAUACAAUGUCAUCGACAUUAUCACAAAAUCCAUCAGUAUCAGCUGAUAUUCAGCGUAGUUUUUCAUUUCCUACAAUUGAUCAGCAUCAACAUGAUGAUGAAGAAAUUUGUUUUGUUAGAAGAGAAGAAGAUGAGGAUGAUUGUUCAUCACAAUUUCUUCCUGUACCAGAAUCAGAAGAGUCAGAAGUUGAUAAAAUGAAAAACAUACCAUCAUUAGAAGAACCGAUACAAUUCAACGCUCGAUCACCGAUUGAAGAACAAACAAAAAACUUACCUAAUGUCUCAUUUGAUGCCUCUCUUCGGUUCGAAACUCAUCGUAAAUCAAUAUCACAUCGAAAACGACAUAAUUCUUGCAAUGCAGAUAAAAAUAAAUUUUACUUAUAUCAACGUUCACAAUCACAUAAAAUAUCUAGUCAACAAUCAUUAUUGAAAUCUGACAUAAAUCAUAAACAAUUUCUCACUAGUCCAUCAAUACCAGCUGAUGCUAAUAUUUUUUCUGGUGGUAAUAGAACAAAUCAAUCAUCAAGUUUCUCGGAUAAUGUUUUUCUUUCAACAUCAACUACGAAUUCUCCUUCAUCUUCUAAUCAUUUACAAUUAAUAAAUAAUACUACAACAUGUCCUCAAUUUUUAUCUAUUCCAUCGUCGACAUCAAGACUUUCAUCAGAUCGACGUACAUCAAAUAUAUCUGAUGUAUCUGGUAGAAGUGGUAUUGAAUCAUCAAAUGUAAUAACAAGUGCAUCUGAACCACCACUUACAGCUAGUAUCAUUGAAGAAGAAACAACAGAUGAAAAUAAUUUAUUUUUUCCUAAACAAAAACAAACUAGUUCAGUAUCAGCUGCAUCAUCAAGAACAGCAAGUACAGAAAAUUUGCCAACAUCAUCAAGUGAAAAUGAAGUAAAUAAUAUUCAUAAAAAACUGGAUACAUUAAAUAAAGUUGGAAAAUGUCAAAAAACACCGGCUAAUCAAAGAUCAGAUGCAUUGAGACAAUUAAAAUGGUUACUUGAGAAAAGAUCAAUAAUAAAUCCUCGAUUAAAUCUCGGACGUCGAAGACAAUUCCAUGGAACAAUACCGGUAAAUACAAACAAAUUAAUCUUUCUACAGAAUUAG